Molecule: messenger RNA, 1199 nt
Organism: Lacerta agilis (Sand lizard)
Lineage: Eukaryota; Metazoa; Chordata; Lepidosauria; Squamata; Lacertidae
Gene: SLC35A4
Product: solute carrier family 35 member A4
Exons: 1
Coding region: 38-1039 (333 amino acids)
Biological process (GO): pyrimidine nucleotide-sugar transmembrane transport
Cellular component (GO): Golgi membrane
Molecular function (GO): pyrimidine nucleotide-sugar transmembrane transporter activity
Source: RefSeq, a predicted model, not a curated record
AUCUUCAUUUUUCUCUUCCUAUAAAAGUUAGAGGCUGAUGUUUCCCUUGCCUCCACACUUCAGAGAAAUGUUAUUUGACAACGCUUGUACUGGCAAUAGCCGGGUCAGCCCUGCUACUGCUGUCGUACUUGGGAAAAUUCGAUGGGGGCUGAUGCUAAUCUUGUCUGUUUUUAUCUAUGGCUCCCAUGCUCCACUCUUGACUCUUAGUAAAGAAAAUGGCCAGAUCCCAUUCAGUGCCUCCUCUGUGGUGGUUUUGAUUGAGUUAACCAAGCUGAUGCUCUCGCUAGUCUUCCUGAUGAUCUCCGGCUGCGGACAACAAAAACUAUCUGUGUCAUGGCAUCAUGCUGCUCCCUUUGCUCUUUCCGCAUUGCUGUAUGCAGCCAACAACAACUUAGUAGUUCAUUUGCAGCUGUUCAUGGAUCCUAGUACCUUCCAAGUGCUCAGCAACUUGAAAAUUGGAAGCACCGCCCUCCUAUUCAGCAUGUUCUUACACCAAAGACUGACUGCCCGCAAGUGGCUAGCUCUUUUCUUGUUGAUUGCUGCUGGAGCCUUUUAUACAUAUGGAGGCCUGCAGGACCCACAGCACAUGCCUGCUUCUGGCAUGCAGCUGCACAUCACCCCCAUUGGCUUAGUGCUGAUCUUUCUAUAUUGUCUGAUCUCUGGCCUUUCAGCAGUCUACACUGAAGUUGUCCUGAAGACCCAGGAUCUGCCUCUUAACCUCCAAAAUGCAUUUCUCUACUUUUUUGGUGUUUUGCUGAACAUAAUCAUCCAUCUGUCAAGCAGCUCAGGGGCUGGGUUCCUGGAGGGUUUCUCAUUUUGGGUUCUGUUAAUUAUUGUGAGUCAAGCCUUGAAUGGUUUGAUAAUGUCUGUCGUCAUGAAGCACAGUAGUAACAUCACUAGACUCUUUGUGAUCUCCUCCUCUAUUAUGGUUAAUGCUUUGCUCUCUGUCUUCCUAUUUGGUCUUCAUCUAACCACAUUUUUUUUCCUUUCUGUUUUGCUGAUUAGCUUUGCUGUUUACUUUUAUUAUGGAAUCAAAUAGCUUCUUUGCCUCUGUGUAUCUUUAAAGAAGUUAUUUAUAUGGAAAGAAUUUGCUGCCUAUAUAUUUUACCUUGAAAAGAGUAUAAUAGACUGCACAAGUACUUUACACCUCCUUUGUGAAUGGCUUAAUAGCUAUUGUUUCAUACUUCUCCCUGAGCUCA